Messenger RNA from Morus notabilis, 886 nucleotides. Its product is annotated as peptidyl-prolyl cis-trans isomerase CYP19-4-like. NCBI's taxonomy places the organism in Eukaryota, Viridiplantae, Streptophyta, Magnoliopsida, Rosales, Moraceae. Gene Ontology annotation, biological process: protein peptidyl-prolyl isomerization; protein folding. Gene Ontology annotation, molecular function: peptidyl-prolyl cis-trans isomerase activity. Gene Ontology annotation, cellular component: intracellular membrane-bounded organelle. The record is from RefSeq and is a predicted model, not a curated record. The transcript is spliced from 3 exons. The annotation marks the transcript as partial.
GGAGGGAAGGGAACUGGGAAAAGUGGAAAGCGUCUUCACUACAAACAGAGUACUUUCCACAGAAUUAUUCCCAGCUUUAUGAUCCAGGGAGGCGAUUUUACUCGUGGUGACGGAAGAGGUGGAGAGUCUAUUUAUGGCGUUAAAUUUGCAGAUGAGAACUUCAAGCUAAAACACAUUGGACCGGGAAUUUUAUCAAUGGCAAAUUCUGGGCCAGACUCCAAUGGAUCACAGUUCUUCAUUACAACUGUCAAGACUAGCUGGUUGGACGGGCGCCAUGUUGUAUUCGGGAAGGUGAUUUCUGGUAUGGACAUUGUCUACAGGAUUGAAGCCGAAGGAACCGGGGAUGGUGUGCCACAGAGCAAAGUCGUCAUUUCAGGCAGUGGUGAACUUCCUUUAUGAGUUGCCGCUUUGUCCUACCGCACAUGCAAAUAGUCAUUGCCUCAAAUGGUAGCCUAUUUCUCUCCAUUACCCAUGGACAUGGAAGAAUAAUAGCAAUAACUUAUGCGACCUUGUAUAUUUGAACAUUCAAUGAGUUUUGAAUCAUAUCGUGUUACAUUUCUUAGGUGAGGGCAAAUAAUUUAUUGGUUAACGGUUUAGAGGCGGUUCUUAUCUCCCUCCUCAUAGGUUUUCUUAACCUUGUCAUUUGUCAGAUAUUGUGGGAAGCCCGCUUGAGAGACUGCAACAUACUAUAUUUCUGUCAAUUCUAGAAGGGGGGAAAAAGAUUCUUACAAUCCAUUGAAUUCUUUACUUGCCGCUUUAUUAAAUUUGUUAUUCCAAAGUAUGGUUCUGAGACUACGAGAUUUUGUAAAUUACUUCUUACGUGGGUGCCUGCCUCACCCAAGCCCAUUGAAUUUCCACCAUGUUCACAAUUAUAAUGGUGGCCUGA